AGUUUUUUUUUGGGACCCAGUUCACGAGCCUCGUUUUCGAAUACCGCGCUCCAAAAUCGAGUGCCGUCACCGUCAUUGUAGUCGCCCAUCCCUCUAUUUUAAAUUAAAAAUUAAUCAUUUCAUCCCCGCACUUCCCCUUUAAGCUUCCGUAAUGAAAAGAUGUCUGUUCUUGAAAACCGUGUGUUGUGCCUCUUGCAAGCUAAAAAAAGGGGACUUACACUGAAAGCAGACCCACCGGGGAACCAAAACCGAUGUUUUUAUCAAUGUUUGGCUUCCCAUUUUUCGUUGCAAGAGGAAGAGGUUUUCGAGUUGAUAAACAAUUAUCUUUUGUGCAAUCAACAUGUGGAUUCAAUUGAAAAUGGCACAGUUAAACAUCAAGAUCUUCUGCAAUUUUUCUCGGAUGCUGAUUUUCCUAGUCUGUCAGAGUGUCCAAGUACAUGGGAAGAAUGUAUAAUAUCCCUACGUGAUCAGAUGGCAAAUCACGUUGUUAUUAGAGCAGCUGCAACAAUAUUCUGUAUCAAUUGUAAAAUAAUUGAUUGGAGAGGGAGGAUGACAGUCGAAGUACCAUUUGGUAGCCAAGGAUCAGGAAACUCGGAUGUUUUCUUCGCUUAUACAGGGGAUCAUUAUAUGUUGCUUACAGAUGUCGGUUGCCCAACUGAAUUAUGUGGCCAGAGCAACAUCACAGGUUAG
Anneissia japonica is the source of this 690-nucleotide messenger RNA. RefSeq lists its product as uncharacterized. The record is from RefSeq and is a predicted model, not a curated record. Bases 160 to 690 code for a protein of 176 amino acids. Lineage: Eukaryota; Metazoa; Echinodermata; Crinoidea; Comatulida; Comatulidae. The transcript has 3 exons.